AUGACAAACUUAGAAAACAUCUGUGGCAAGUUUAACUCCUCAAUAGAGAAUAUGAAACUUAUAGUUUGCAAUGAACUUCAAAGUAUAGAUACAACAAAAGUUUUGAACUCAGAUGCUUUGAAGAGUCUUAUAACAGACAAAGUUGGAGUUGUUGAAAGAAAGUAUAAAGACCAAAGAGUUUGUGAAAAUGUUGCAAACUUCAUUAUGGUUUCAAACAAUGCUGUUCCGAUGAAGUUAGAAAGUUCUGACAGAAGAUAUGUAGUUGUCAGAACGUCAGAUUCUCAUAUGCAAGAUACAGAAUAUUUUGACGACUUAGCAGAAACUUUGACAUCUGACUUUUACAACCACUUGUUCUCAUAUUUUAUGACAUUAGAUAUUUCAAAGUUCAAUCCAAGACAAAUUCCACAUACCGAAGAGAGACAAACAUUGUUAGAAGCAAACAAGAGUGUAUAUGAACUGUUCAUAGAUGAAACUGACUUUGAGUGUUUAGAUGAAAGGUCAUUGUACGAUUCGUAUAAACAAUAUUGUCAAGAAUAUGGUUAUAUGACAGCGUCUAAACGAACAUUCUUGGCAAAUGUCAAAAGUCUUUUAGACGUACAGAAUGGUGUAUAUACAAAGAAAAAUUUUUCUGA
Trichomonas vaginalis G3 is the source of this 632-nucleotide messenger RNA. RefSeq names its product Poxvirus D5 protein-like family. The annotation marks the transcript as partial. The transcript has a single exon. The record is from RefSeq and is a predicted model, not a curated record. Lineage: Eukaryota; Parabasalia; Trichomonadida; Trichomonadidae.